Molecule: messenger RNA, 933 nt
Organism: Enhydra lutris kenyoni (northern sea otter)
Lineage: Eukaryota; Metazoa; Chordata; Mammalia; Carnivora; Mustelidae
Product: olfactory receptor 10J1-like
Exons: 1
Coding region: 1-933 (310 amino acids)
Biological process (GO): G protein-coupled receptor signaling pathway
Cellular component (GO): membrane
Molecular function (GO): G protein-coupled receptor activity; olfactory receptor activity
Source: RefSeq, a predicted model, not a curated record
AUGAAGACGGCCAACCACACAGAGGUGAGAGAAUUUGUUUUCCAAGGUUUCUCCAACUUCCAUGAACAUCAGCUCACACUCUUCGUUGUGUUUCUGAUCGUGUACAUCCUAACUCUGGCUGGCAAUGUCAUCAUUGUGACUGUGAUCCAUAUCGACCACCACCUCCACACCCCCAUGUACUUCUUUCUAAGUGUUCUUUCCACGUCGGAGACUUUCUAUUCCCUGGUCAUUAUCCCACGCAUGCUUUCUGGCCUUGUAGGUCUGAGCCAAUCCAUCUCCCUGGUGGGCUGUGGGACUCAGCUCUUUUUCUUCCUUGGUUUUGCCAUCACCAAUUGCUUCUUGCUAGCAGUAAUGGGGUUUGAUCGCUACGUGGCCAUCUGCAACCCUCUUCGUUACUCAGUCGUCAUGAACUGGAGAGUCUGUACCAUCCUGGCAUCCUCGGUCUGUGCCUCAGGGUUCUUGCUCUCUCUGAUUCAGGCCGUGGCCAUUUUCAGACUGUCUUUUUGCAACUCACUAAUUGAGCAUUUCUUCUGUGAUGUUCCACCUGUGUUGGACCUAGCCUGUGCUGCUCCAAUCCUUAACGAUAUCCUGACCUUAAUUAUCACCCUGUUGGCCCUCACAGCCCCUUCCACCUUCAUCUUCAUCACCUACAUCCUCAUCAUCGCCACCAUCCUCAAGAUCGCCUCAGCUGAGGGCAGGAAGAAGGCCUUCGCCACCUGUGCCUCCCAUCUCACAGUGGUCAUUGUCCACUAUGGCUGUGCCUCCAUUGCCCACUUCAAGCCCAGGUCUGAAGACAACAGGGAUCAGGAUCUGUUAAUCUCAGUGACCUACACGGUCAUAACACCUUUACUGAACCCUGUGGUGUACAGUCUGAGAAACAAAGAAGUCCAGGAUGCUCUGAGGAGGUUGAUGGGUAGGAAAUCCCUUCCCUAA